AUGGAAGAGUGCGAAACCCCAAGAGUCAAACGUCUUCCCAAUUUCAAUUCAAGAUCACCUAGAAAAUAUGAUGCUCUUUCCCAACUUCCUAAGCUCCCUAAAAAUAGGAGCGUUUCUCCUCUAUUAAUAUCAAAGCAUAUUAGAGACUCCUCAAGGGAAUUGCAGACUCACGUUCAAAACUUUCAAAUAACAUGUAUAAAUUGCCAAGAACUCAUAAAUGUCAAUAGUAUAGAAAGCCACUCCAAAGAGUGCAUAAAAGUUACAGAAAACGUUGCAAGUAUUGACUCCAGCUCAUUUCUGCAACAAACCACAUUUAAGCUAGAAAAGCUUGAAAAAUGUCUUGAAGAUAUAAUUGCAACUAGAAAUCUGAGGCCUGGAGAUAAAAAUUAUUUAUCAGUACUCAUCAAGUUUUGUAAUAAAAUUGUAAAGUUUGAUUAUAAUGAGUUUGAAGCAUGUGAAGCUAUAGUAAAAAAUCUUGAAAACUUAUUGAUUUCUCAUCAAGGCUCAAGCUCCUUAAAGAUAUACGCUGAUAAGCUGUACUCGAUCUCUAAAGAUAUGCUGGAAGCUAUAAGAGAGUUAGCAAUCCAGAAGAAAAAGCAAGAAAUCGAUAAAAUGAGGUUUGAAGUCAAGUUGUAUAAAGACCAGGCUGAAAUGUUGCAAAAUAAAAUUAAUAAAAGAGUUCCAGGUUUGAAAAUCGCUGAUAUUUCAAAGCCAUUGAAAACCGUUGAAAGUGAAAUAAACUUAAGAAAUCUUAACACUCCUACAACUAGUAAUUCAGCUACUGAAGAAGCAUCACCUUUACUUGAAGAGCACUCUGAAGAGAAUCUUAGUGAUAAAUCUGAUUUACAGAGAUAUUUUUAUGCUCUAUGCUUAGGAUAUAAGCUUAAGCUGUCAAAAAAUUCUGAAUCUAGGUAUGUCUCAAUUCAAAAACUAUAUAGCUCUGCAAUUUCAAGUGCAGUACCUGCAGAGAAAUGGAAGGACUGAAUAGCUCAUGAACUUUCCUCACCAGAAAAAUGAUUUGGAGAUAAGCCUAAGAGCAGCAGAAGGUCACGAAUGAGGACAGAAACUUCUCGAAGAGCAAAAGAUUUUGAAGCGAUAAUUGAGGAAAGCUCAAUCGACCUCUACUAA
Blepharisma stoltei is the source of this 1128-nucleotide messenger RNA. NCBI's taxonomy places the organism in Eukaryota, Ciliophora, Heterotrichea, Heterotrichida, Blepharismidae. The record is from the annotation of a GenBank genome assembly.